Nicotiana tabacum (common tobacco) is the source of this 1044-nucleotide messenger RNA. Lineage: Eukaryota; Viridiplantae; Streptophyta; Magnoliopsida; Solanales; Solanaceae. The record is from RefSeq and is a predicted model, not a curated record.
AUUCCGGAAGCUCAUCUGGUGAUGAAUCGGAUGCUGGUAAAGAUUCAGUUCCUAAAACUGUUCAGAAGGCAACAGCGGCUUCAUGGAGGAGAACCGAGCAGGAAGAUGAGCUUGAUCUUCCAGAGACUAGAGAUUCCCUGGCUGACCUGCUGACUUCCGAGAAAAAGUCCAUUUCUGCUGAGCCCGAUGAUCAUCGAGAGGAGGAGAGUGCUGAACCUGAGAGGCAAGUCUCUCCUGAGAAGCUUUACCGCGCAGCUUUGUUAAGAGGUCGGUUUGCGGAUAUCAUACUAAAAGCUCAGGAGAAGAGCCUUGAAAAGGGUGAAGUGCGGGACCCUGAAAGGCUAAAGCUUGAGAGAGAGGAAUUUGAAAGGCGAAGGCGUGAAGAGAAAGCUCGCUUACAAGCGGAAGCUAAGGCUGCCGAAGAGGCUCGUAGAAGAGCCGAUGCAGAAGCUGCUGCAGAAGCCAAAAGGAAACGAGAACUUGAAAGAGAAGCUGCCCGUCAGGCACUCCAGAAGAUGGAGAAGACUGUUGAAAUCAAUGAGAACAGUCGAUUUUUGGAGGAUCUGGAAUUGUUUAAAGCUGCUCCAGAUGAACAGUUAGAGAGCUUCAUUGAGGAAACGAGUCCUGGUCAUUCUGAGAAUGUUCUUGGCAGUUUCAAAUUUAAGGCAAAUAGUAAUCCGUUGGAGCAACUAGGAUUAUAUAUAAAGGAUGACGAGGAGGAAGAAGAAACUGAACCACAUAGCGUUCCUGCCGUAUCGAAUGAUCCGGAGGAAGGAGAGAUUGAUUAAUGUCGCCUUUAAUACUUUAGCCAAUCGACAAGUUGGAGCGGGUGAUUUUCUUUUGAAUCCUUGCGUGGUGAUUUGGUAUAACUGGAAGAAAUAGGGUUGGGAGUCCACAAAUGAGAAGCAUGAGCUUUUAUUGACUUUGGGUCUCCCUGUAAUUGAUGCCAGUUUGGAUGCUUCUUCAGAAGACUUGGUUGUGGGGUCUGGCCAAUAUAGCCAGCCAUCUUAUAUUUAUAUUCCAGAUUCUUUUGCUCGUGUAGAA